UUGUCUGGCUGCCAGCCUAAGGCAUGUGCCUACGCAGGAGGUGAUGACAUUUUGGCUCUACUUCCAAAGUUUUUUUUUCCCUUUCUCAUGUGUUAUUUCUAAAGAUAACAAAGGUCAAAAGGCAUCCAGCAUUUUCUGGUUUCUCAUAAGCUUCUGGUCAAUAUUUAAUCCAGUUUAUGGAUUAUUUUAGGUCUUCUAGAUGCCUUCUUGAGCCUGCUUGUGGACACCCACAGACACUGGUAAGGAGGAGAGAAGUCAGCCUAGCAGAGACACUCUGAAAUGAAGGAAUAGAGGCUGGGAUCCAAGGAGCAAGAGCUGCAGCCAAAAGACAAGAGAGUAGGCCCUGAAGACACUUCUAUUGAGAGGUCCGCCAUGGCCUCUCUUGGCCUCCAACUUAUAGGCUACAUUCUGGGCCUUCUAGGGAUGUUGGGCACCCUGGUUGCUAUGUUGCUCCCUAGCUGGCGAACAAGUUCUUAUGUCGGUGCCAGCAUUGUGACAGCAGUCGGCUUCUCCAAAGGACUCUGGAUGGAGUGUGCCACACACAGCACAGGCAUCACCCAGUGUGACAUCUACAGCACCCUCCUAGGCCUGCCCGCUGACAUCCAGGCUGCUCAGGCCAUGAUGGUGACGUCUAGUGCAAUCUCCUCUUUGGCAUGCAUUAUCUCUGUGGUGGGCAUGAGAUGCACAGUUUUCUGCCAGGACUCCCAAGCCAAGGACAGAGUGGCAGUCGUGGGCGGAGUUUUCUUCAUCCUUGGGGGCAUCCUAGGCUUCAUCCCUGUUGCCUGGAAUCUUCAUGGGAUCCUGCAAGACUUCUAUUCCCCACUGGUACCUGACAGCAUGAAAUUUGAGAUUGGAGAGGCUCUUUACUUGGGCAUCAUUUCCUCCUUGUUCUCUCUAGUAGCUGGAAUCAUCCUCUGCUUUUCCUGCUCACCCCAGGGAAAUCGCUCCAACUACUACGAUGCCUACCAGGCCCAGCCUCUUGCCACUAGGAGCUCUCCAAGGCCUGGUCAACCACCUAAAGUCAAGAAUGAGUUUAGCUCCUACAGCUUGACAGGGUAUGUGUGAAGAACCAGGGGCCAUCAUUGGAGGCGGGUGGCUGGGUCUGUGAAAACUGGUGGACAACCCCCAUGCCAGGGCCAACAGGUGAGGGACAUUGCCACUGAACCAUGUAAGAAGGUGCUGCUGAGGAUAGACUGACUUUGGCCACUGGAUCAAGAGAAGGCAGAAAUGGGAGCUGGUGUGACAGCAUCCAGGUUGAAUUGUCAAGAUGCUUGCCAAGCCAGCCUUUCUGUUUUUUUUUACCUUGGUCCCCCACCCCACACCCUGAGUCCCCCAACCCUCAACUCCAAACCCACCCUCUACUCUAGGCAAGACCAUUCAGGCUUCCCUCUGCCCUUUAGUUUACCUGGGGCUCCAUCCAUAAACCCACUAAUCACAUCUCACUGACUGACCCUUUCUAUGAUCAAAGACCCUCCCUCUGACUGAGGUUGGCUUGUAGUUCAUUACUGGGUGAUUGGGGAAGAAGGAGUGGAUCUAACCUCCUUCUCAAGCCUCCCUCCAAAGAAACGGAUUGGCUAGUAAUGUGCCCUGGAGCUUCCGUCCCACUCUUGUUAUGAUUCCACAGUGUCCAGACUGGUUCUUGCAUGAACUGAAAUAGAGCCAUUCCACUGUAUCAAGUGAACAGAGAGCAACUGAAUACAGGAUGAGAGGAAGGCAAGGUAGCUGAAGACCUAAAAAUACCAGAACCACUGCUCAGGGUAUUUCCCAGAAUUCUUUCACACUUGUGGGUUGAAUAUCUAGCCGAUGGCUAGAGGAAAGCACAAGAAAAGAAGGUAUGGCAGAAAGCUCCAGGCAGCAGCAGACUGACUUUGCUGAAGAACUGCCUCAGAAGCUGCAGCCCCAACUUUCACUGAAGCUCCUGCCUCCCUCUGGGGCACCUGACCUGGCUUCCUGCUAAACAACAAGGCUAAAGGCCCUCCACAAUUGUUUCCUUAAGAAUGGGAAACUAGUUUUUCUAGAGAAGGCCCUUGGCUGGGGGAUGACAGCAUGGAAGCUGUGGAGGACUGUGAAUGAUACCACUCCUUGAUGCUGCACAAGAAAAAAUAAGAACUUUUGUAUCUAAGAAGCUGAGUGGACAUGUGUGGUGGCUCUGGUAGGUGUUUCUAUUCGGCCAGAGAGAGGCAUUCUCCCCCUCCCCCGCCCCUGCCAGAGAAUCUUCAGGCCUAAUAGAAAAUCAGCCCAAAGGCUGAGAUCCAGCCCUGGGCGGGGGGCACCCACAGAGCAGUAAAGAGACACUGAAAGACUGUAACACCAGGUGGGCCUCCUGUCACCCUUCAUAUUCCCUCCACCAUCCUUCACCAGACAUUCCAGAGUUUCUAGAAGGCAUCCAAGGGUUUCAGGAUAGAAUAAUCGGGCCCAAAGUUCUAUGGCCCUGAUCUGAGUCAUAGCUGAGCUGCUGCCUGGGGUUUCAGAUGAGGUAGGAGAGUAGAGAAUGGUCCUCAAGCAGACAGUCCCAGUUCCAAGGUCUGAAAAUACUCCCCUGGGGUGGGAGUCAUAAACGAACCAAAGGCAUUUUCCUCACUAGCCUUAGCACGACCAGUUCUGACAAACUCCAGUAUACUCUCCCAAACCUCAGUGCCAGUGGAAAGGGUCCAUUCAUUGUCUCUAACACGCCUUGCACGUUUCUACUUUCUUGCCUAUGUUUAAGCUUUUCUCCCAAGCUGGAAGGCCCUCUCCCCUUUGCCAAGUCUUCCUCAUGCUUGAAGAACUUGCUCAGCACCACCUCCUUCACUGAGCCUCCUCUGACCACUCCAUCCCUCUCCUGCCCCUCCCUCAAUGUACAAAUCACUUCUUUAAUGCUUAUCAUUCAUAAUUUUGAUGCAUAGUUAUCUUUUCAUGUGUGUAUAUCUGAUUACACAAUGCAUUGUAAACUUUUGGAGGGUAGGGGCCAUAUCUUAGACCUCUAUGCAUCCUUCAGACUUACAGAUAAAAACUAUCUGUAAGAGUGCUGGGCACACAUAGAUGAUCAAUAAACACUUGUUGA
Messenger RNA from Pteropus alecto (black flying fox), 3043 nucleotides. It is a transcript of the gene CLDN2, whose product is annotated as claudin 2. NCBI's taxonomy places the organism in Eukaryota, Metazoa, Chordata, Mammalia, Chiroptera, Pteropodidae. Gene Ontology annotation, molecular function: structural molecule activity. Gene Ontology annotation, cellular component: bicellular tight junction; plasma membrane. The coding region runs from base 373 to 1065 and encodes 230 amino acids. The transcript has a single exon. The record is from RefSeq and is a predicted model, not a curated record. Gene Ontology annotation, biological process: calcium-independent cell-cell adhesion; bicellular tight junction assembly.